This is a messenger RNA of Echinostoma caproni, 360 nucleotides long. The record is from the annotation of a GenBank genome assembly. Lineage: Eukaryota; Metazoa; Platyhelminthes; Trematoda; Plagiorchiida; Echinostomatidae.
AUGGUACGCAAUCCGAAUCAGGGCGUCCGUGAAUUCAUCCUGGAUUUGCUCACUCAAGCUGCAAAGUGUGAUUUUGGAGAUUUAUUAAACACGCAAAUGAAAGAUUGGCUGAUCGCUGGUAAUAACAAUACCGUUUUGCAAAAUGAAUUUCUGAAACUACCCAAUCCAACGUUCAAAGAUGUGCGGGCUUAUUGUGAACAAUAUCAGAAAAUUUGGGCCGCUACUUCAUCUUUACCGUUCACCAUUGAGUCCACAGCCAUGUUCAAUUCAUUUACGACUAAAUCCAUGAAAGCUCAUGCUACAGCCGGACGUUUCAAACCGGUUACACAAUCCAACUCACACAAUGUGACAUUCGGAUAA